Diachasma alloeum is the source of this 781-nucleotide messenger RNA. RefSeq names its product keratin-associated protein 21-1. Lineage: Eukaryota; Metazoa; Arthropoda; Insecta; Hymenoptera; Braconidae. The record is from RefSeq and is a predicted model, not a curated record. The coding region runs from base 119 to 619 and encodes 166 amino acids. The transcript has 4 exons.
CGAAACCGCCCUUCCACAAUUUACUCACGCGGUGGGGAGCCAGGUACAGGCUUAUCCUAUAAAAGUCAUCCACAGAUUUCAAUAUUCGUCAUUUCUCAGCACAUCCAUUGAGGUAAAAAUGCAGCUCUUGAGCCUCGCAGUAUUGCUCUGCAGUGUCCUGGUGGUGGCGUACGCCCAGGCAGAGCCCCUGGACCUCGAGGCCGAGCCCUCCACGGAGGUUCUCACCAGGACUAAACGUGGAUUACUCCUCAAGAAGGCCGUCCUCCUCGGAGGGGGUGCUCUCCUCGCUAAGAAAGCUCUCCUCGCUAAGAAAGCUCUCCUCGUUGGUGGGGCUGGAUUAGUUGGGGCGGGAGUAGGAGUUGCCCUUUACAAAGCCAAAGCCGGGUAUGGAGGAUAUGGUGGAUACGGUGGAGGCUAUCGCGGAGGGUACGGAGGCUACGGAGGGCACGGAGGGUACGGAGGGUACGGUGGAGGCUACCCCGGAGGAUACAGUGGAUACCAGGGAGGAUACGGCGGUGGACACCACGGGGCCUACAGCAGCUACCACAGCGGUUACGGUUCUGGCUACGGAUACAAUCGUCCCACCUAUUACUCAUCCGGAUGGAACAAUGGGUGGUGACGAGAGCUAGGAACCAAAGUAGAUUUAAGUCAAUAGUCGGGGCCUUCAAUCCCCGGCUCCCGAGAUUCCUCGGCUGGACUGCAGAGCGCUAGCGGUUAUUUGAAUUAUCGAGUGGAAUGAAUGUCAAGCACCUGAUGUAAUAAAUUAACAUGUUUGAUUUAC